AUGUACUUUGCCAAUAUUCUACCCGCCUUAGCCUUUUCCCUUGACAUGUUCACGAGUACCGACUCCAACUACGGCGUCAACGAGGUCCUCUUAGCCUCCGUUCUCGGCGCCGUCGUAUUCUCCCUCUUCGCCGCUCAGCCCCUCGUCAUUGUCGGUGUCACGGGCCCAAUCACCGUAUUCAACUACACCGUAUAUGAUAUCAUGAAGCCAACUGGUGUCAACUACAUGGCUUUUAUGUGUUGGAUCGGCAUUUGGUCCUUGAUCUUUCAUUGGAUCCUUGCCGUCACCAACUCGUGCAAUCUACUAAAAUACGUAACCCGCUUCCCCUGCGACAUCUUUGGCUUCUACGUCGCCUUCAUCUACCUCCAAAAGGGCAUACAGGUCCUGGAAAGGCUGGAAAGCGGCGAAUCCUUUUACCUGUCCAUCGUCGCUGCCCUCCUCGUCUUCAUGGUCGCCUACCUGUGCGGCGAGCUCGGGACCAGCAGCCUCUUCACCCACACCAUACGCGUCUUUCUCAAGGAUUACGGUACCCCGCUCACCCUCAUCUUCUUCACCGGCUUCGUCUACAUUGGCCGCAUGAAGGACGUCCAUCUCGAAGGACAUCUCGGUCGGCCAAGUCUUUUGGCUGCGCCUUUUGCCAUCCUCUUGACCAUUCUGUUUUGGUUCGAUCAUAAUGUCUCUUCCCUCAUCGCCCAAGGCACCGAGUUCCCCCUCCGAAAACCCGCCGGCUUCCACUGGGACCUCUUCCUCCUCGGCCUCACCACCGGCGUCGCCGGCAUCCUCGGCCUACCCUUCCCCAACGGCCUCAUCCCCCAGGCCCCCUUCCACACCGAAUCCCUCUGCGUCACCCACGCCGUCCAGGACGUCGACGAAAGGGCGAGCACAAGGGCGGCUACCUCACCGAGACCACCCACGUCGUCGAGCAGCGCUUCUCCAACCUCGCCCAGGGCCUCCUCACCCUCGGCACCAUGA
Molecule: messenger RNA, 972 nt
Organism: Parascedosporium putredinis
Lineage: Eukaryota; Fungi; Ascomycota; Sordariomycetes; Microascales; Microascaceae
Source: the annotation of a GenBank genome assembly